Messenger RNA from Bipolaris maydis ATCC 48331, 972 nucleotides. The record is from RefSeq and is a predicted model, not a curated record. NCBI's taxonomy places the organism in Eukaryota, Fungi, Ascomycota, Dothideomycetes, Pleosporales, Pleosporaceae.
GCACCCCACUACCUAGCCAGUGUCUCCCGUAACAAUCACUUACUCCUUCACCCUUUUCUAUCGCGCCCAACCCCUCGCGUCCACAGUACGCAUACCUGAGCUGCUCAUUUCUUGUCUGACAGCGACAAGUCCACCCAAGUUACCGUUGCCAGGCCUAUGUUCCUCGGCCAGAACCUCUAGAGUUCGAGUCCGACAGUACUACGGGCCGCGGUGCUUAUGAUACCACCGGCGUACCGGUCGAAUCCCAUACACUAUCCAAGACAUCGCUUUAACCGUUUAGCACACCCGUCUUGGUUCCCGAGUUGCUGAAAGCCUUGCAAUGUCGUGCAUGGCUUACACGAGCGUUACGUAUUCCUAUCGUGAUCAGAUCUCGGCUUGCUAUCGUUCCUGUGGCAGCGAUGCCAAGGACAAAGACAAAGUGCAGUAUGCAAGCGCUGACUUUUCAAUCAAGUGCAUGUUACCGGCUUGUCUGGACGUAGGGCAUGUUGAAACAGCGUUAACAUUCACGCAAGCAGACCACAUGACCAGCUACUGGAUCCAUUGUCGCGUAACAAAACAUCUAUUUUCAUUGGAUGGAUGUUGCGGUGGUGGAGGUAUAGUAUCGCAUUUACUGUGACAUGUGUGCAACAAUCUCACUAAACAUGUAUUGCUAGCGAUAGAUUCAACGGCAAGUUUAGCUGCAAAAGCAUUAUCAACUAAACAUCUCAUUAAGAUACACAGCAUUUAGUUCCGAGCUUCAAACUUGUCCCUUUCUUCAUCCGGCAUUGUCAGCGUUUCGUUAGCUUUGGCGGACAUCCUGUACUUAGCCCAGGUGAUCAGCAUCUUGACUACGUAGUAGCUAAAUCGUAACAAGAGCCAAUAGAAUAAUCAGCUAAAACGGCGGCAGGGAACAGACGGUGCAGCUCAGAUCAUGCGACCUAAAGAGAGCUGCGACAAGGUCCUGAGUCAAUUACUACUACUACUACUACUACU